Messenger RNA from Ambispora gerdemannii, 447 nucleotides. Lineage: Eukaryota; Fungi; Glomeromycota; Glomeromycetes; Archaeosporales; Ambisporaceae. The record is from the annotation of a GenBank genome assembly.
AUGAAACACAAUUUCCACCUUUACAAAUUCGAGAAAACCUUUAAUGUAGAAUAUAUAGAAAAGUUAUUUUUCUUUCGGCAUGUCGCGACCUCUCAAGUGCUCAUUAGUCCACAAGUCAACAUGAAGAAUAGAUAUCUUCGACAAACGCUUAACCCGGCACUUCGCUCUCAUCAACUUCGUAAAGAUCUUUGGCAGCCUUUCCUUGGAGUCUGCGGCUUCAAAAGUGAAGCUUCAAGGAUUUCUUUGCUAAAUUUCAUUCGCUUCAGACUCGAGAAUAAACCAAAACCGCCCGAUUACUAUCAACAACCGAAACGUUUACGUGAAGUCGAAGACAUGAAAGAAAUCGAGUACAGUGUACUCGCAUUCUGUGAAGGAAUUAAAGAAUUGAUUAAACGGAAAUUGGAGGAUCCAGAUCAAAGUCAAUUACUAUUGUUUUGGGAAAAAUGA